AUGGAAUCUGAAGAAAAUUAUGAUCCACAUUCCUUUGAGGAUGAUGAUUAUAUUAAAAAUUCUCAUGUUACAAUACGUUUAAAUGCUCAAGAUAAUUGUGACGCUAAUUUACCUAAUUUGCCUAUUCCAAAUCAAAGUGAAAUACUUAUAGAAGAACAAAAUGUUAUUAUUAACAAUUCACCAGAAAACCAAGGAGUAUACAUUCGAAAUAACCGGCCAGGGGAUUAUAUGGGAUCUUUUUUAUGCAGUGUUGCUUUCUAUUCUACUUUAUUUUUCUUCACUAUAAGGCAUCUUUUACUAAAUUGUUACCGUGGAUUUAGGAGAUAUAAUAGAGAAAGAUCAGAUAACGACAAUUGUAAUACAGAACAAAAGAAUCAUACAUCAAACGUAAAUAAUGAGGAAGCAUAA
Messenger RNA from Plasmodium gallinaceum, 408 nucleotides. RefSeq lists its product as hypothetical. The coding region runs from base 1 to 408 and encodes 135 amino acids. NCBI's taxonomy places the organism in Eukaryota, Apicomplexa, Aconoidasida, Haemosporida, Plasmodiidae. The transcript has 2 exons. The record is from RefSeq and is a predicted model, not a curated record.